Messenger RNA from Choloepus didactylus (southern two-toed sloth), 1311 nucleotides. RefSeq names its product paired box protein Pax-8-like. The record is from RefSeq and is a predicted model, not a curated record. The transcript is spliced from 6 exons. The annotation marks the transcript as partial. NCBI's taxonomy places the organism in Eukaryota, Metazoa, Chordata, Mammalia, Pilosa, Megalonychidae. Gene Ontology annotation, molecular function: DNA-binding transcription factor activity, RNA polymerase II-specific; RNA polymerase II cis-regulatory region sequence-specific DNA binding. Gene Ontology annotation, biological process: anatomical structure development; regulation of transcription by RNA polymerase II.
CCAGGCCACGGAGGGCUGAACCAGCUGGGAGGGGCUUUUGUGAACGGCAGACCCCUGCCCGAGGUGGUGCGGCAGCGCAUCGUGGACCUGGCACACCAGGGCGUGCGGCCCUGCGACAUCUCCCGCCAGCUCCGUGUCAGCCACGGCUGCGUCAGCAAGAUCCUCGGCAGGUACUACGAGACUGGCAGCAUCCGGCCUGGGGUGAUCGGAGGCUCCAAGCCCAAGGUGGCCACCCCCAAGGUGGUGGAGAAGAUUGGGGACUACAAGCGGCAGAACCCCACCAUGUUUGCAUGGGAGAUCCGAGACCGGCUCCUAGCAGAGGGCGUCUGUGACAACGACACGGUGCCCAGCGUCAGCUCCAUCAACAGAAUCAUCCGGACCAAAGUGCAGCAGCCAUUCAACCUCCCCAUGGAGAGCUGCGUGGCCACCAAGUCCCUGAGCCCAGGACACACGCUGAUCCCCAGCUCGGCUGUCACGCCCCCGCAGUCACCCCAGUCUGACUCCCUGGGCUCCACCUACUCCAUCAACGGGCUCCUGGGCAUCACCCAGCCUGGCAGUGACGGCAAGAGGAAGAUGGAUGACAGUGACCGGGACAGCUGUCGGCUGAGCCUCGAUGCCCAGGAGGGUGGCGGGCCCCGCAAGCACCUGCGCUCGGACGCCUUCGGCCAGCACCACCUGGAGCCGCUCGAGUGCCCGUUCGAGCGGCAGAAACUACCCGGAGCCUACACCUCCCCCGGCCACACCAAAGGCGAGCAGGUAAGGGCCAGCCCCCUGGUGCUCGGAGAGGGCCACCGUCCGCCCGUGUCCCCCAUCGGCAUUCCGUCCCCACCCAGCCCCUCCUAUGGGGCCUCCGCGCCGACCUUCCCAUCAGGACCCGGCUGGCGCCUUCAGCCCCACCUCCACUGCCCACUCCGAGCACCCGAGUCUGCAUCCUCCCUGAGCAGGCUGCUCUCAGUCCCGGGUGUAAAAUCCCAGAUGCACACAGGCUGUGUCUUCUCCCCAUUCUCUGCUGGAAAAGUCCUGCUCGGCUGUUCAGACUCAGCACAGACGCCCUGCCCCGCAGACAGCUUGUGGCCCCUCCGGGCUUCUGCAUGUCUCAGGGCAGGCAAUCUGUGUCAGCGAUUUAUCAGCCUAGGCUGUGGCGAGCAUGAGGGGGAGCAGAGAAACCGGGAGCGAGUUGGCAUGGCGCAGCCACAGCUCUGGAGAGAACAGGGUGGCCGCAUGGACACCAGCCAGCAGAUCCCUGCUGCUGGGUCCCUGGGCACCCGCUCCAUCGCGGAGCCAUUCUCGGGCCCUGGGGGGCCUGUGUGA